GCUUUUACUAUAUUUUUAAUUUUUUUAUUAUUAGACAAAAAUAUUGAAAUGUGUUUAUGGAAAAACCUACAAAUUGCAUUCGACAUGUGGAGAGAAAAAAAAAAAAAAAAAUGAUAAAUUGCAAAAAACAUUAGCAAAAGUUAAUUAGAAGGAAUUUAAAAAAUGUCAAUUUAAUAAUUUUUUUAACAAUGAAAAUUUAUUUUUAUUAACAGUAGAAAUAAAAAAUAUGCUAUUUUCAUAUUUAUAUAAAGAGAUUUUGUUUUUUUUUUAAUUUAGAACAGUCAGUUGUCAAUGAAGGGGUGUUGUUGAAUAAUUACCACAGGUUUCUUUAUUGGUGUAAUCUAGAAAAUGGAGAUUUUUGUAAAUGUAUGCAUCAUAAAGUUCCUUUGUAAUUUCGCUGAUUUACACAAGCAGAGGACAUAUCAUAGAUGCAGGUAUUUAUACCUUCUUUUUUAGUUUUGUUUUAACAUUGAAGUACUAUAUAUUAUUGCGUGUACUUGAAGAAUAUCAAUAUUUAUAUAAUAACUGUAUACUGUGAUUACACAAAUACCAAGUUUACUGGGUCAUCCUUUAUGUUAACUAAUAAAAAAAAACUAGAACAAAGGUGUACACUGCAUUUAUAUCCUUAGCAUGUGAGUAAAGGACAUAAAUGGCCUCAUCGUUAUAGGUGACAUAUCACUAUGAGAACAACGUCAGUUGUCUGUCGAAGCUGAAAAGGAAAAUACACUUUAUCGACAUGUCAUUGAAAUUACAAAUACUGCAGAUACUUGUGCCCAUAAUUUUUGUAUCAUUGAUUUCUGCAAAUUUAAUUUUUGACAAUGUACAAGAGUCAAUUGAUUUACAAGUGCGUUUUCAUGCUACCAUUGAUACAAUUAAUUUCUGUUUUUUUGAUGAGCCAAAAUAUGGAAUAGUUUUGGUUGGUGAUUCCAAGGAUAUUGACAUUCAGUUGCUGAUGGAUUAUGGGCCAGUGAUUGAACUUGACAAGUCAGUAGUUGACGAAUCAGAUAAUAAUUACAAAUUGCAAAUUUUCAUCGUGACAAUUGACCUUGAUCUUGAAGCUAAUAUUAAACGUUUGAAGAAAUCAUCAUGGUGGAAUCAUGAUGGGUUUUAUAUAAUUAUCGAUAAUGGUCUCUCAAAAAGUCAAAAGUGCAAAGAUGCUGGAGAUGUUUUGCAGAUAGCUUGGAAGAUGGAUAUUUUGCGGGUAAUAUUUAUUUGUACUGAUGGCACAAAUGGUCAAGUGAUGUUUUACACAUUUAAUCCAUUUACAAGUCGUUCACUCAUUUCUUGGGAAAGAGUCAAACACAUCAACAAUGAAUCUACUGACCCAUGGACACUCUACCGUCAACGGUACAUUCCAAACUCAUUAAAAUGUACAACCAUUGAUCAUGAUAAAACUCUGCAUUUGGAUGGUUAUGGAGGAGUAUCAGCAGCUUUUAGUGGCGUUUAUAACGACAGAAAUCAUGAAAAAUUAAUUAGAUUCUUGUAUGAACAGCUAAAUGUUACAUUGUCAUAUUUAACAAUGAACGAUUCUUUAGGUCUCGAGGUUGAAGGAACAUCGACUACUCUUCUUGGCAACCUGUUAGCGAAUAAAUCGCUAGACAUGAGACUACGAUUCAAAGGAAUGGUUUACACAAAGGAAAUUGUCUUUUCAAGCAUAGCUUUUCAGAGCUCGUAUACGUUAAUUAGUAAAAAUCACGGUAAAAAAAGCAUGUUUGAUCAAAUUUACGAAUUGUUUGGUUGGCGAUUGAUUUUAAUUAUGGCAUUUUUUUCCAUAACGACUAUUAUAAUGUUUAAAAUAUCAAUGAGUAUGGACAUUGAUCUUGCAAUUUUAGAAAUUAUUAGAAUGUGGGGAAAUGCUAGUUUCUUAAAAAAACCAACAGAUUUACCAUCAAGAAUUUAUUUAUUUGGUAUCCUUUUAUUAGCGCUCAUUUUGUGCUCAGUUUUUCAAGGUAAAAUUCUUGGUUUUCAAUUGAAUCCAAAUCCAGAAAAAAACAUAGACACCGUAAAUGAUUUACUUGUGGAAUUUAAAAAUUACAAAAUUUAUGGAUCCAAAAUUGUUAUUAAUUUUUUGGAUGAAGAGUUAAUUAAACGGUCUAUUUCUGUGAAAAGUAUCAAAUCUUGUGUAAAAUAUGUUGUCAAUGAUUCAUCAAGUGUUUGUGCUGGUGGUUGGUUAAAAUUGCAGAAUGAGGCAUUAAAGUAUUCAGACUUGUAUGUAGCAAAAGCACCAUUUGUAAAAUUGUAUGGAGCUUUACCAAUGCGAAAAAACUGGCCACUUGCAAAUCGUGUCAAUACAAUUUUAACUCAAUAUUUUGAACAUCAACCAUUCAAAUUUAGCUUUUUAUACCUCAGAAAAGAUCACGAUGGAUUCUCCGAUGAUCCAAAACCACUCAAGCGUCAGCAUUUUGAUUUUGCGUUUAAGUUUUUGAUAUUAGGAUUGGGCAUUGCUUUUGUUAUUUUUAUUAUUGAAUUGUUUCAAUAUAAAAAUACAAGAUUAUUUAUUUAAAAAAGAAUCUGAAAUUUAAAUUAAAAGUAUGAAACUAUAAGAGACAUAC
Molecule: messenger RNA, 2552 nt
Organism: Aphidius gifuensis
Lineage: Eukaryota; Metazoa; Arthropoda; Insecta; Hymenoptera; Braconidae
Exons: 2
Coding region: 737-2503 (588 amino acids)
Source: RefSeq, a predicted model, not a curated record